Messenger RNA from Myripristis murdjan (pinecone soldierfish), 4928 nucleotides. RefSeq names its product neurite extension and migration factor b (gene nexmifb). NCBI's taxonomy places the organism in Eukaryota, Metazoa, Chordata, Actinopteri, Holocentriformes, Holocentridae. The record is from RefSeq and is a predicted model, not a curated record. The transcript is spliced from 2 exons. Gene Ontology annotation, biological process: negative regulation of cell-cell adhesion mediated by cadherin; negative regulation of cell-matrix adhesion; negative regulation of cell adhesion mediated by integrin. The coding region runs from base 1 to 4314 and encodes 1437 amino acids. Gene Ontology annotation, cellular component: nucleus.
AUGGAUGUGUUAACAGACAGCAGUCUCACACUGACCGUGAAGACUUCAGAACCGGAGAAUGCAAAUGCAGCGGAGAGCACAGGAGUAUGUGAGCAGAGCAGUGAUCUAAGGCUGCGUGGACUCGUUGAGGCUGCUCUUCCUCCAUCCUCACCUCCUCCUGCUGCAGAGACUUUACAAAGGGCCUGCCCAGCGCACCACAGGACCACGCCAACACCACCAACCGUCUCCCUGCCACUUGGCACUGAACCCUCUCUGGGCCUGACUGUGGCCCCUUGCCCUCCCACCCAUGAGGCCCCAGUUGUAGUCCCCCACCUUCAGACCACUCCCACUCCCACCUCACUUCCUACGCCAGCUGCAAGCUCCUGGGGCCCGACGGGAGACGGCCACAAGACCCCGGUUCCGCUGCCCAUUGCCCUCCCUCUGUCAGCUACAAUGAUGGAGCCUGGCACUGUGUCUGCCCUGACAGAAGAGUGUCUUCUUCAGCCUAGUCGCACCUGCCUUGGCUGCUUCAUCGAGAACCGCGAUGCUACUGACCCUAACUCCAUCCACAAUCCUCCGCAUGACCCCAACACAAACCCUGACUCAGAGACUGGGCUAAACGUGAGGAUAGGGGAUGUGGGCCGAGAGGAUUUCUCUGACAUCAACAACAUCAGCAUCCAGUGCCUCAGCCACGCUGGGGAAGCAGUGAGUCAUUACGGAGAGCAGCUACUGUCUGACCAGCUCCUUAGCUUCCCUCUGCCUAAAGCCCCAGGUGAGGGGAAGAGAACGGACGGGGACAAAACGACAGUGGACUGUGAUGAUCCAGAGGAUGAUGCAACAGCUAAGAACUUAUACGAGGGGCUGUUGCUGGACAAGGUGAGCGGCGAGGAGGUUCUGUUGGCUAAUGCUGGUCAGGACUGGGGCUACUUUGAGUCCUUCAUAAGCGAGAGCAAGAUGGAACUGUUGGACUUGUGCUCUAAGAACGAACUGUCAGUCAACCUUUUCUCUGAGGAAGAUGUUGACAACCUUUUUGAUGAUGAAGACGAUGACUCUACUUUGAGCAGCGAUGUUUGUUCCCUGAAGAUUCGUUACGAGUCCUUCCAGGACAACAUGAGGGAAAAGACCAAUGUGCUCCAGGAGGAGACCCAGUUCAACUUCUUCCCUAGUGUCCUGGCCAACUGUACCAAGAAAGAAGAGGGAGGAGGGGUUGUGAGGAGGGGUGCCGAUGAGCUUCAUCCUAAAACUGAUGAGCUCAUCCUGGGUGCGGGGCAGGAAGGAAAGGCUGGGGACUGCAGUGGUGGGAGUCCCCUUGAUGGAUCCCAAGGUUCACCCAUGUCCACUCCUAAAGUGAACUACCUAAUGGAUUUCAACUCCACUGAGGAGUCAGGCGAAUACAGUGAUGACAGCUCCUGCACUGGCUCCUCCUCAGACACCCUGCAGGAGGGCAAGCUGAAGAAGGGCCAUUCCAGGAGAUUUCUCAGCCCCUCCAACCCUCUCAACUACGGCUUGCGCUCUAAGAGGAAGGUCCGAUACAGUGAUGACUACCUGUAUGAUGUUGACUCCAUUGAGAGUGAGAGGAAUGCAGAGAAAAAAGAGAAAGCUCCCUCUGGUCAGAAAGAGGAGGAGGAUGUAGACUGGUGCCCUAAGAAACGUCGGAAAUCCUGCCGCAAGGAACCACCCGUGGUCAUCAAGUACAUCAUCAUCAACAGGUUCAAAGGAGAGAGACACAUGUCAGUGAAACUGGGGAAGUUGGACCCAGUGGAAGCCACUGUAAGCUUAAACGCCGACGCAGUGAGCAAAUAUGAGACACUGGCUCCUCUGAAGGAUUUCUGGCAGGAGAGGCAAAAAGAGAGAGAGGAGCAGCUUAAGCUGGCUGCCAGAGAUAAACGACAACGCAGUUUUCAUCUAAACGGACGCCAUCAUCGCCCCUUUAAUUCUAGUCAUCCCAAAAGGAAAUACAAGAUUGCAAACAGGCUUAAGGUUCAGAGGAUUCACACUGUGGAGCAAUCAGCAACGGCACAGGGCUCCCCUCUCUCUGAUCAGGGCCAGGGAGUUGCCGCUAAAGAGGAGACCACCCCCAUGGUAGGAGGAAUAAUAGCAGCCCCAGGCCUCCCAGUCACAUUAGACUCAAACUCCAUCACGCACACAGUCACAGCCAAGAGCCGCUCCCAGGAGAGGGAGGAGAGGGAGGAGAGGGAGGGGAGGAGACUGGGAGGAAAUAAAACAGUCAGGAUAAGGAAAUUCAAAAGCGAAGCCAGGCUGAGGAGCAAGAAAAUGAAAAAGGCAGAAGGAGAGGAAGGGAGGAGCGUGACAAAUGAAACGGAUGCCUGUGUCGCUACGGCACAGAUUGAGGACCCUACUGCUGGGUUAGGAGAGGCAGGCAUUAGCUCAACUACAGUCAGCCCCCAUUUUACUGACAAUACCACUACCACUCACACAUCCGAGGAGAAAUUCCCCUUUGUUUCCUCCACCUGCUCCCCCGACAAAGCUGCCUCCACAGAGGAGGUGGAAGCUGGGGUCCCUGUCAUCCCUGGGGGCUACCUGCAGACCCUGUUAGAUGCCACAGACUCCUCUGCUGGAGCAGCUAUCUCUUAUUUCCCCCAGCAGCCCUCUAGGCAGCAGUAUCCUCUGGGGCUGUCCCUGGAGGAGAAACAGUUUUCUUCUCUGCAGCUCGCUCAGAGCUGUGUCCUCUCUCCUCCCUCAGAAUCAGAGCUCCAGCAGUCGCCCCAGAACUGCCCCAGCUUCCCCCAGAUGUGGCACCCACAGCUCUGCACCAGUCACAGCCAGAGCUUUGGGUCUGAGACCCCAGAGACUCCCAUCCUACCCAACAACUUCCCUGCUGCCUUGCCCCUGAAUGACAGCCUGCCAGUGUCUAACUACAGCCAGCUGAGCCCUGAGGCUGACAGGCUGCUUUAUGAGAAGAGCUACCUGACCGAGGCUGGGCUGCAGCCCGGGGCAGAUCUGCAAGUGUGUCAGUCUGCCUGUGUGGAGGGCCAGGUGCAAUACCAAAGAGGGUCCCUGUGUACAGACAAUGGCAGGCUCAUCAGCUAUGACUCAGUGGGCUCUCUGUCAGCCUCCUCCAGCAAUUACAGCUCCCUCAGCCUCAAGUCUUGUGAACGUGAGGGUGAGGAGGAGGGCCGAGACAGCUUCCUAGCUCACUGCAGCCCCAAAGUGGUGAUUCAGCAGAGUGUGGAUGCCCUCACCCCACUCAGGGAGUCCUCAGACCUGCUAGAUAUCUCCAACUUCACCCCUGACAAGUUCAGACACUCAUCACUGUCAGAGCUUUCCCCUCCUGAGACCCCCAACCUGUCCCCUCAGGUGGUGGGGCGUGAGAUGAAGAUGGCAGGGAAUGUUGGAGAAUACCAGGAUGUGAAUGAUAUGACUCUGGACUGUAGUAGGGAGGUAAAAUGGAACUGUGAUGUUAUGCAGCAACAGGAGCACACAGUAGGCACGUACACAGUCGAAGACAGCCAGUUUCCACUGCACAAUUUUAACAGUCAGGAAGGAUUGUGUUUAGAUAAAAAAGAAUUGAUUGAUACAGACUUUGAUGAACAGACUGGUGACAUGCUGGCGGGUGCAAAAAGCAUAAAGUCAAAGAGAAAAGGCAAUUACAAACAAACAGCUGCAGGACAGGGGCCAAAGAAAGUCCGGGCCCCCCGAGCUCCCAAGUCAGAAAAGGUCAAGGCCCCCAAACAGAACUCCCGUUCCACCAAAAAGAUAAAGGCCAUGUUAGAGGGAAAAGCAGCAAAGAACCAGGCAGGUGGUUGUGGCACAGGCCUGACUGACAGUAGCAGCACUGGGGACUGGUCUGGCACGGGCUGGUCAGAGAGCAACAGUCUGGUAGGGGACGACCAGAGAGAAUUUGAGGAGCCCUCCAACAUUCUGUCCAACAUUGUCUCUGGCAUGGCUGAGGUCCAGAGGUUCAUGAUGGCCUCCAUUGAGCCGCUGUGGAACCCUAUGUCUGAGGCCUGUAUGCCCCCCGAGGCCAAUAGCCUAAACCUAAAGACCCUCAAAAUCUUGGCAGGCACAGAGGCCGACCUGAAGAAGAAAGGAGCCGGGCUAACAGGGGCUGGGAGAGGCAGAAAGGCGGGGGGAAAGGGAGGGAAAAACCAGGCCAAAUUCAACCCCUCGCAUCCCUUAUUCCCCCAACUAGCUCUGGGCUGUAACAUGUUUGAUAAACCCAACUUUAUUAACCCUGGGCCUGCACACAAAAAGCUGUACCGCCACAAGACCAGUGCAAAGUUCCCUCGGAUUGAGACACUGAAGGGGAAGCGAGCUGAGAGAGACCCUAAUAAGGACAUAGCACUGAUGACCUCUUUUGAGAAACUGAGGUAAUAUUUUGUUAUCAGCUGCUGUUGCACCCCCUUCUCACUUCCCCCCACUACCUGCUCAGUCCCUCCCCCCAAGCAUACCUACACUGACGCUAUGCCAGAGCUGCAUGACUACUACGUUCUCCCUGACUACCCCCACUUCCUUUUAACCCCUGAAGAGGAAAUUAAUAUCUGCAUGAAAAACUUCUUGUACUUUGCAAACUACCUAUUGAGUGAUUGUGUCAAGCUUGAUUGAGAUUUGAAAUGACCAUGGCUGCAUUUUUCUUGCUUUUGUUGUUUCUGCUUUGUUUGUUCUUCUUAUAGUCGUUUUUAGUUUUAUUUUUUGUCUGAAAAAAAUAAGCCUUGAAAACAGUUCUGUCGCCUUUUUUGAGGAACUUUGUUUUUGUAUUUUCUCAGCGAAACUAGCUGCCCUGAAUUAUGUAUUUAUUCCCCUUUUCCCUAAAGAUGUAGCUAUAUACAAAAAUGCAUUGAGUGACAUCUACGCACCCCUCCUCCUCAUCUGUUUUUGUAUGCAGAAUAUGGAUGUCCUGUUGUUGCUGUCCUUCAUACACUGCCUGGCUCAUUUCAAGAGGGAAAACUACAAAUAAUGAGCCCUAUUUAAGCCCAAGACAUCUUUAA